This is a messenger RNA of Didymodactylos carnosus, 273 nucleotides long. The record is from the annotation of a GenBank genome assembly. Lineage: Eukaryota; Metazoa; Rotifera; Eurotatoria; Philodinida; Philodinidae.
AUGGGUAAUACUAUUAAAGAAGUCUGUUUGAAACCACAACAAUACUCAUGUUGGAAUACAGACGACGUUAAUUACCAAAAAAUCAAAGACUUAGAUGUUAAUGACAAUGAAUACAAAAAAAUUCUCCGUAUUGUUCAAAAUGUUGUUGAUGGAAAACAUCAAGACAAUACCAAUGGUUCAACACAUUAUCAUGCAAAUUAUAUUCAUCCUCGUUGGGCAACAACACCAACUGUUACAAUUGGUCAACAUUUAUUUUACAAUAAUGUUAAAUGA